This is a messenger RNA of Pelobates cultripes (western spadefoot toad), 636 nucleotides long. The record is from the annotation of a GenBank genome assembly. Lineage: Eukaryota; Metazoa; Chordata; Amphibia; Anura; Pelobatidae.
AUGGCGGACGGCAACCACGCCUCGGCCCUCCACAAGGCCGGACGAGACACGGAGCUCCGGCUCACCCGCAUAUUCGACUCCUUCUGGGAGCAGCUGGAGAAACUCGCGUGGCCCUCGGAGCAGGAGGCCCAGCCGGAUGGCAAGACACAAGAACCAGCACGAGGGACCCGGAUGGGAGUACCGGCAUACACCGCCGGCUCCGUACCCGGUCCCCACAAGCUCCCGAGAAAGACCGCCCUGCUAGCGAAGACCCGAAGCCUCACUAAGGGCAACCACAGCCGGACCCAGGUAAAACAUACUGGGGGCGCUGCAGGACGAAGGCGGCGCGGAAGUCAAACUCACCGUCCGGACGUGAAACAGCCUAGGAGAGGUACGAACCAUCCCAUUCACAUCAACAAACGGCAGACCACAAAGUACACCAUGGGGGCCGCAAUAGCACAACGCCACAAGCACAGACUCAGCCUACAGACACACAGUCGGGCAGGGCCCUCUAUCAGAGCCACAUCAUACCUACCACACCAGAUGCCGGCCUACACUCAGACACUCCACCCUCGCAUCACCGGACUGGGAGAACCGCAGCUCACAUCACAGCAGCAGCAGAUGGCACAAGGGGAGCCUCUACAAGGCAUCGGAUGA